Pieris rapae (cabbage white) is the source of this 2473-nucleotide messenger RNA. It is a transcript of the gene CanB, whose product is annotated as calcineurin subunit B type 2. NCBI's taxonomy places the organism in Eukaryota, Metazoa, Arthropoda, Insecta, Lepidoptera, Pieridae. The transcript is spliced from 5 exons. The record is from RefSeq and is a predicted model, not a curated record. Gene Ontology annotation, molecular function: calcium-dependent protein serine/threonine phosphatase regulator activity; calcium ion binding. Bases 187 to 735 code for a protein of 182 amino acids.
AUUUUACAUGUGUCAUUAUCAAAUUUUUCAAAUCGAUGCAAAUUCAACAAAUUGCAGUUUUGAAAAAAACUACAUUAUCUAUUAAAUUUUAUGCAUAAUUGCUAGUUGAACGUGAAACGUGACAUCAUACUUUCAAAUCAUUAAUUCUCGUUAAGCUAAAAAGGUGUAACAUAUAAAUUCUUAAAAAUGGGAAACGAAAACUCAAUUCCUAUGGAACUAUGUUCAAAUUCUCGUGUUAACUGCAUUGAUUUUAAGGUGGAAAACUUCGAUGCGGACGAGAUACGGCGUCUGGGCAAGCGGUUUCGUAAGCUGGAUUUGGACAACUCGGGCGCCCUCUCCAUCGACGAGUUCAUGUCGCUGCCUGAGCUGCAGCAGAACCCCUUAGUACAGCGCGUCAUCGCUAUUUUCGACGCCGAUGGUAAUGGCGAGGUGGACUUCAAGGAGUUCAUCCAAGGAGUAUCGCAGUUUAGCGUCAAGGGAGACAAGCUCUCGAAGUUGCGCUUCGCUUUUCGUAUCUACGAUAUGGACAACGACGGCUACAUCUCCAACGGCGAGCUCUUUCAGGUGCUGAAGAUGAUGGUGGGCAACAAUCUGAAGGACACGCAGCUGCAGCAGAUCGUGGACAAGACAAUUCUCUUCGCGGACAAGGACGAAGACGGCAAGAUCUCGUUCGAGGAGUUCUGUUCCGUGGUCGGCAACACUGACAUUCACAAAAAGAUGGUGGUCGACGUCUAGACGCCUCUCGCCGCGCCCUAGCUUUAUAUAAUUAUUCUUUUUAAUUUCAAAUACUCUCACUCUGCAGUGUAUUUUUUGGCAACCUAAGGCUAACGCGGAGAAAAGAAGUACCAGAUCCAAAGUAGAUUCAUUAAUAUGUCGCCUGGUACGUCUCAAGAGGCGCGACGUCGUCUCCUUACACGGAGAUGUAGAUUAAGUACAUAUUUAUCUCGUCCUCAAAUCUCUAUCGCUCUAGUUACUAGUUAGACACUUCCUCGAUCGCGGUCCUCGCAAUAUUUAUUCGGACAACUCAUAUUAUGAUCUGAAACACUGAAUGCGUGGAGCCAACGCAGUCAAAAUUAAAUAAUUGCACGUCCCGAAGCAAUGCAUUUAAGAGAGUACAAAGCGGCGAGCGAGGACCCGCACGCAAACUAUCACUAAAUAUAAGACAGACAUACAUACAUAUUUACUUUACACUAGUUACUGUAGUCAAAUCAUGAUAUGUUUAUAUUUUGUUGUGGUAAUUAUAUUGUUAUUUAGUGUUUUAUAUUUAUUUAGUUGUCGGUCGAUGUAGGUUACGGCUAGCCGUAGAUCGGGUCGUCGCUUCGGCCGGAUGCUGCGUAUGGACCCUCACGUCUCAGUUUAUCGAUUCGCUUUAUAUGUUCCAGAUCCUGAAUUGUAUCAAAUGAACACGUCUCCUAUCAGUCCCGAGUUUCCUCAAGCGUGGAUGCGGCCUUUGGGAAACUGACCCAAGGCUGCACUCGGCUUAGAGUGACGUGUCACUAGAGCUUUCGGGGCGCUUUCAUCACAGAAGAACUUUAGUAGAUUAGCUGCGGGUAAUAUCUUGCUACCGAAAUAUAGGAAGAACUAGAUAUAAAAGAAUCUGAAUCCCAUCCGAGGGCUUAAUCCUGGCAUUUAUCGUGAAAGCUCUACCGACACAUCACUACCAUUUUAUACUGUGUAAUGUUAAUAAGAUUUUGUAUUUUCUCUGAACGAAUUGUAUAAUAAUGUUUUAAAGUACUUAAUUAUAACAAUAAGUUAAGCCACUCGCUGGACAGUGGACACGUUGUAAAACUUAUUGUCUGAUUUCAAUACUAGUAUUUUAUUCACAUGUCUCUAUGAAGAUGUUUUCAAUAGGCACGAUUUGGUAAACUGCACUAUAUUUUAAUAGACACGUAAUCUCUAGUCAUAUAACAGCAACUAUUUCUUCAUUCUGUAUAUACAUUCAAUUCAGCUGUUGUUUCAAGCGAGUUCAGCAGUUUAUAAGUUUGAUGGAUAAAUAAAUGGAUGGAUAAAUAGCGUUCAGAAAGUUCAAAAAUUAAAUUGUAGAUACCAAAUUGACAGCAAGUUAAUGUUGUUAUAUUAUAAUGUAUAAAAUAUGCAAUGUGCCUUUAUAUUGGUGUGCUGUUACACUAAGCAAUAUUAACAUGGCAUUGAAUAAGAUCUGCACUCGCUGCCUCAUCCUUCUUUAUCCUUUCUAUCUAAUGUUUAUUGUGUCCAUGUGUGUGAAGUAUACUGUGUAAAUAAGGCAUUGUCUCGGUACUUGAUUAUUAUUAUAGAGAAAAAAGAUUACAGCUCUUUUUACUCAUUACAAAAAAAAUGUAAUGUAGUCUUACUUUCAAGUUAUUGGAGACAAUGCACAUAUAAUUAAUUGAGUAAUUAGUACAAAUAGUAUUUUGUCUUCUCUUGUUAGAUAGCGUGUCCUAAGUCUGUUCUUAACUGGAACUGAUUAUAAGUUUUAUUAAAUUUUCAAAUUUCA